AUGUCACCUUCCGAGAGACUGGCAGAAGAGGAUAAGCAGGACGAACAAGUAAUAAAUACCUCACAUUCUUCUUCUCCGCCGAGUCAACCAGAUUUGAAACCUAUCAAGAAGCAGAGGAAACCGCAAACUGAAGAAGAGUAUCAGUAUCAACUUUCACUUUGGGCCAAGACGGGACCUCAGAUAAAUACAGAGACAUGGCUUUAUGAAGACCUUGACCGAUUAGAUAAUACAAGGAAGGUAGAUCGUCAAAAGAUCCUUCAUGCUUGUGAAAAGGCAUAUUAUGAACGCGACUGGUUAAAGUGUUUGGAAAUGUGUAACAUUGGAGAGAAAUUGUUUGGUGUUGAUUUAAAUGCUGUUGGUGAAGAGCUUCGAAGGAAUUUUGAGAACAAGGGGAGAAAGACAAAAACCAGUGGGAAGAUUGAACGACAUAUUAUUGAGUUGCUCAAUAUUAAGGAACGAUGUUUAUCUAGAAUAGAAGAGAGAAAAUAG
Messenger RNA from Lodderomyces oxycetoniae, 489 nucleotides. RefSeq lists its product as uncharacterized. The transcript has a single exon. The coding region runs from base 1 to 489 and encodes 162 amino acids. Lineage: Eukaryota; Fungi; Ascomycota; Pichiomycetes; Serinales; Debaryomycetaceae. The record is from RefSeq and is a predicted model, not a curated record.